GGAGCGGCGCGGGGCGGGCGGCGCUCCCCGCCAGCGCAGCGGCAUGAAGGAGCCGUCGCUGCCCGGCACCUCGCUGCAGCGGGCCUGCCGACUCCUCGUCGCCUUCUGUGCCCUCCACCUCUCGGCCACGCUGCUCUACUACUUGGCGGGCAGCGCCCUGGGGCCGGCGGGCAGCCUCGAGCCGCCGCCGCGCCGCCCGCCGCCCGCCAACCUCUCGCUGCCGCUCUCCCGCCCGUCGCCGCCCGCCGCCCGGGCCCGAUCCCAGCCCGCCGAGCCGCCGCCGGGCCCCUGCCCCGAGCCCUCCCCGCUGCUCGUUGGUGCACUACGUGUGGAGUUCUCCCAGCAUGUAAACCUGGAAGAAGUGGCAAGAAUAAACCCACAGGUCAAAGCAGGAGGUCGUUUUGCUCCGAAGGACUGUAUAGCACUUCAGAAAGUAGCAAUAAUCAUACCAUUCAGGAACCGAGAGGAGCACCUGAAGUACUGGCUCUAUUACCUGCACCCAAUUCUCCAAAGGCAGCAGCUAGAUUAUGGAGUAUAUGUUAUCAACCAGGAUGGAGAAGAAGAAUUUAACCGUGCUAAACUGCUGAAUAUUGGAUUUGCAGAGGCCUUGAAGGAGUAUGACUAUGAUUGCUUUGUGUUUAGUGAUGUGGACCUCAUCCCAAUGGAUGACAGGAACACCUACAAAUGUUACAGCCAGCCACGGCACCUCUCUGUAUCCAUGGAUAAAUUUGGAUUUCGGUUGCCUUACAAUCAGUACUUUGGAGGUGUGUCUGCCCUGAGCAAAGAGCAGUUCACAAAGAUCAAUGGGUUCCCAAACAAUUACUGGGGCUGGGGUGGUGAAGAUGAUGACAUUUAUAACAGGCUGGUGUUUAAAGGCAUGGGGAUAUCCCGUCCGGAUGCGGUCAUUGGGAAGUGCAGAAUGAUCCGGCAUUCCCGGGACAGGAAGAACGAGCCCAACCCCGAGAGGUUUGACCGAAUUGCUCACACACGGGAAACAAUGAAUUCUGAUGGCUUAAAUUCACUAUCCUACAAGGUUUUAAGAACUGACAAGUACCCUCUGUAUACAAAGAUCACAGUGGAUAUUGGCUCUCCCAAUAGCUAACAUCAGAGACACCACAGAGACUUGCCUAUAUUGCCCAGGAUAUCUGGCCUCACUGAUGCAUUAUAUGUGCUGGUUUUAUAAAAGUUGCAGUGAACCAAAAAAAAAAAAAAAAAAAACCAACAAAACAAAGGCCUCUUUUGGCAUGCCAAAGUGUCUCCAAAUUGGUUGGACAAGUGCUUUUUAAAUUUUAUUUUUUUUUUAAUUCAAACUUGACUUCACACAACUUUCUAGCUCUCCGUUGUUUUCUAAGUCCAGAAGCUGUACAUACGAGUUGUAAAUAGUUGCUUUGCCAGAAAAUGUUGAAUCUGAUCUAUUUGCUGCAGUACUCCCCAUGUUGAAUUAAUUGCUGGACUCAAAUUUUUCUGAUUAUGACUGUGCUACAUUAACAGUUACUGCCCAUGAUAUUUGGUAUUUUGAAUGAGGUGUGUGCAGGCAUUCUUUUUCAUUCAUUCCUGGUUUUACUUUAUGAAGGACUGUAAAAUGCUGCUAAAAUUGUCCAAGUUUACGCUUUGCAUUAGAUUUAUUUUUUUUUAAUGGAGACAGCAAAAUACAACUUUUUUUCUCAGAGUGACCAAAACAAACACCUCCUCUAUGUGCAGAGCAGGUGUUGAACAAUCAAGUCUGGAUUCAAUGAAUGUCAUCACUUCUUUUAAUCUCAAAGGAGGCUUUGAGUGAGUUGAGACAGUUUGCCAGAAUUUGUGGUUAAGCUCCUUGCAUAGGGUGGGAAGCUAUAGAGAUGACCUCUCUAAAACCGCUGGCUUCAGAUAACCUUACUUCUGGAUAUGAUAGAGAUUAUUUGCUUCAGCACAACACGACCUGGGAAUUUUUUUGGGGGGGUGGACGAGUUCAGCGAGGGGUUUGUGGUGUUGAUUUGUCUUUUGUUUUUUUUUUUUUCCCCAUGAAAUAAAGAUUAAUUUAAUUGCACAAAUAAAUUAUGGCCUUAACAUUUGCUAACACUUGUUAGCAGUGGUAGGAAGUUACCACGCUAUUUAAGCAUUGUCUGAAGCUUCCUAAAACCAAAAUUUUCUCUUGCAAGGUUGUGCAUAAAACUUGAAAUCUUUUAUUACUUUUGUUGUUGUUGUAACAUUUUAAUAACUUUUAAAAGUAAUUUGUGUAUCAUAAGCAGUAUAUUUAAUACCAGAUUAAAGUAGGGUGCAGCGUAAUAGGAUGUGAUUCAAAGCCUCCUUUAUCUUUAGACUAGUAGGCUUUUUAUGUGCGUCAUUAUAUAUAAGCCAUGUAUUUUGUUUGCUCUGUGUAUUUGUCUAUUAAAUCUCCUGCGGUGCUGAGAUUUUCACAGCAGGGCUGACAUCCAAAUGAUUUUUCUUUGCCUAAAGCCUGUUUGCAAUGUGUGUCCUCUACCUGGAACCUGCCUUCUGAUGGUCUCAGGCUUGAGGGGCAUGCACAUUCUGCAGUACUAUUUUCUGUCAGUGCACCAGGGCACCACCUGUACUGACCCUGCUUUCCCCCCCCUGCUUCGCCAGAACUCAGAACUGAAUUCCUUCUGGUGAGUCCUUUGCCACCAGCUCUGACCACAGCAAUUUGCACUUCCUUGGCCUGUGCUGAAGGCUGUUAAAAUCAGGGACACUUCUUGUUGUAUUGGGGAUCAACUUCAGCACUGCCGUUUUUGGUUUUUUUUUUUUUCCCCUUUGUUUCCCCUUGGUUUAGUUUGUUUUUUUGUUACAUUUUUUGAGACCUGAAGGUUUUGCUGAACCCUUGCACUGCAGGGGUGGGAUCCUGCAGGGAUCAGGGAACAGUGCAUUUCUUCUUAGGCCAGCAGUGGCUCACAGGAUGCAUAGGGACUUUAAUUACUAGAUGCCUUUUCAGUCUCAUGUUGGAGAACUCUUCAUUUCCUUUGGUUCAACGCUCUAUCUGGCUAGACUUGCUGCUCCAGUCAUGGUGGGGGGUGUGGAAAGGUGGCCUUGCAUGGAGCAGGAGCAAAGUGCAAGGAAGGAGGCUUGUGGUUAAGAGCUUAUUCCUUGUGCUUAUUGAAUAUUAAAAAAAAAACUAAACAAUACAGUAGUCUUUAUGGCAGAUCAGGCUCCAGAUCAUAAAGAUGCAAGGGAGUACAAGAUGUGUUUUACAGAAAUCAGGUGAAAAGUCUUCCUGUAAAACUUUGGCAUGGGUGUAGUCUGUAGCAGUAAUAGAGUCACAGGAGAAGAUUGUUUUUAAAUUUUUUUUCAAAGCUACCUUAAAAAGGAGGGCUCCACUUCCAUAGGUAGCAGCAAAUAACCAAAAAUUUAUCAAGGCUGAGCUUGAAAACGCCAUGUCUUUGCAGAGAGCACCUCAAUUUUCUGCUGACCCUUUUGUAAGUCGAAAAGUUGGGACUUCAGCUGUAAUGUCUAUCUGCUAUCAGGUGUGUGGGGGAGAUGCUGGCAGCAUUCCUUGCAGUGAGAUUCUUUGAUGGUUAGAAAAAAGUUAGUGCAACAAUGCAUUGUUUGGCUGUAUGCUGAAAUUAUUCAAUGUCAUGGAGGUGGGAUGAACGCUUGUUUCUGGCUGCUGUGAUCAAAGGUUUCUACAACAUGUGCCUUGAAAGAGAGAAGAAAUGGAAACUGGAAAAUCAGGAAACCUGAAAACCCUUUUCAGCAGGGAGAUUCUAGCAGUGCAAGAAGCUGCUGCGUAGUUUCUCUUCCACUGCUGAAACAACAAGCCGUGUAAAGAACUGAAGCCACUUUUUGUAGCUCGUGUUGCCCUUUGGUGCUGACCUGUGAUUUCUAGAUCUCAUUGUCUCUGUGUAAACUGUGUAUCAGUCAAACUCAUUAAAUGCUCUUGACUCGA
Molecule: messenger RNA, 3877 nt
Organism: Haemorhous mexicanus (house finch)
Lineage: Eukaryota; Metazoa; Chordata; Aves; Passeriformes; Fringillidae
Gene: B4GALT1
Product: beta-1,4-galactosyltransferase 1
Exons: 6
Coding region: 44-1102 (352 amino acids)
Biological process (GO): protein N-linked glycosylation; carbohydrate metabolic process
Molecular function (GO): cytoskeletal protein binding; beta-N-acetylglucosaminylglycopeptide beta-1,4-galactosyltransferase activity
Source: RefSeq, a predicted model, not a curated record